Molecule: messenger RNA, 1657 nt
Organism: Limulus polyphemus (Atlantic horseshoe crab)
Lineage: Eukaryota; Metazoa; Arthropoda; Merostomata; Xiphosura; Limulidae
Product: vacuolar protein sorting-associated protein 18 homolog
Exons: 10
Coding region: 1-1017 (338 amino acids)
Biological process (GO): lysosome organization; intracellular protein transport; endosome organization
Cellular component (GO): HOPS complex; endosome
Molecular function (GO): protein-macromolecule adaptor activity
Source: RefSeq, a predicted model, not a curated record
AUGCCCAGGUUUCUUUCUCAUUUUCAGGGUAGUGAAGCCAUUCGUUACUUAGAAUUUUGUAUCAACGAACUACAAAACAGAGAUCAAGCUAUUCAUAACUACUUGUUGGCAUUAUAUGCUCGUCUUCAGAAGGAUAAGUUAAUGGACUAUCUCAUUUUACAAGGACAGGAAGAAAGCAUGGUCUCUUAUGAUUUGAAAUAUGCUCUUCGAUUGUGCUCAGAAGUUGAGGAAAGUGAAGCUUGUGUUCACAUCUAUACAACAAUGGGUUUGUAUGAGGAAGCUGUUGACUUGGCUCUGAAAUUUGAUGUACAGUUAGCUAAGAAGAAUGCUGAUAGACCAGAAGACAAUGAAGAAUUGAGAAAAAAAUUGUGGUUGAAAAUAGCAAAACAUGUUGUGAAAGAAGAAAAUGAUAUAAAGAAAGCUAUGGAGUUUUUACAAGAAUGUGAUCUAAUCAAAAUUGAAGAUAUUCUGCCUUUCUUCCCUGAUUUUGUCACAAUUGAUCACUUUAAGGAUGCUAUUUGUUCUUCACUUGAUGAAUAUAAUACACAUAUUGACAGCUUAAAAGAUGAGAUGGAAGAAGCUACACAAAGUGCUGGUGAAAUUCGUACAGAAAUUCAGACUUUCAGGAAUAAACACACACUAGUCAAAGCCCAGGAGAAGUGCUCUGCUUGUUUUUUUCCUGUCAUGACUCGAGCUUUCUACUUGUUUCCUUGUCAGCAUAUGUUCCACAUGGACUGUCUUAUUGCUGAGGUUAUAACUCAUUUAAUAACUAACAAGAGACACAGAGUUGAAGAAAUUCAACGCCAACUUGUAGCUAUGACAGGACGAGAUGAUGCAGCCUCUUUAUCUUCAGUUUCAGGAAUUCCAGGAGUUAGUACUAAAGAAAGACUGAAAAUGGAAUUAGAUGAUCUGAUUGCCUCUGAAUGUCUUUAUUGUGGGGAUAUCAUGAUUAGGUCUGUUGAUGCUCCCUUCAUUGAUCCAGAAGAAUACACAGAAGCUCUGCAGGGUUGGGAGUAAAUUUAACGGAAUUGGUUACCUCUACUGUAUACAACUAUUGAGACAUAGCUUCAAAAUCAAAAUUAUAGUAUAGAAACUGAUAACAUGAGAUUAACAGUAGAAAGUAAAUUUAAAUAAUUUGCAAGAAGUUGAUGUAUGGAAAAUAUAAAACUAUUUUAAAUACAGUGCAAAACUUUUUUUUCCCUCAAAGGUUUAUUAAAGUUAUAGUUCACACUCUUUUUAUAUGAUUGCUCUAUACUCUUGUUUUAUGAGCAUUUUCUCAGUACUUUUUUUUGCUAGUUUAAAGUGAAAACAUAAUAACUGGUGAUAAUACACAAAUAAAAGUAAGAAUAUUCGCUAUACAAUAAAUAAAACAGAUGCUAGAGAACACAUGAAAAAGAAAUCAAAGCCUGCACAUUUUGUUUCAUGGUCUUAAAAGGUAUCCACAGCAGUAUUUAAUAACGUUUAAUUGUGAAUUUUGUCAACUGUAUUAUGCUAUAAAUUAAUUUCUUCAUAUUAUUGUUAUCAUCAAAUGUACACUGUUUGGGGGAAAUACAUUGCAUUCCAUAAUUGUGUUAAUGGCAUGUUAAUAGAAUAUGAUGUUUAUUGAUUGUGAUCAAUCUAUAAUAAUGUUGCAAUAAAAAAAUAAUAAGUAUUGAAA